Capronia epimyces CBS 606.96 is the source of this 1299-nucleotide messenger RNA. RefSeq names its product glycerophosphoryl diester phosphodiesterase. Gene Ontology annotation, biological process: lipid metabolic process. The coding region runs from base 1 to 1299 and encodes 432 amino acids. Gene Ontology annotation, molecular function: glycerophosphodiester phosphodiesterase activity. The transcript is spliced from 2 exons. Lineage: Eukaryota; Fungi; Ascomycota; Eurotiomycetes; Chaetothyriales; Herpotrichiellaceae. The record is from RefSeq and is a predicted model, not a curated record.
AUGCAUGCAGCAGUCGGUCGUUUGGCCCUGACCGCCUGGGUCGCGGGCCUGGGCCUCGCGGGCGCCUUUCCUUUCGAGCGUCGCGGUGGACAGGGACAGAAGCCGGUUCCAGAUGAUUACUAUGUCUCUCUAGGUCCUCGUCCAUACUACCUCAUCCAGAACAUGACCGACGGACCCCUCAAGUCCAAGCUGGAGUCGUGUGAGAAUGGUCCGUUUGAAGUCACCUCCUGGAGCAUUGGACACAGAGGGGGAGGCACUCUACAAAUCCCGGAGGAGACGGUGCAGUCGACCUUGGCCGGAGCGAGAAUGGGAGCCGGGAUCUUGGAGUGUGACGUGUCUUUCACCAAAGAUCGAGGCCUGGUGUGCCGGCACGACGUGUGUGAUCUGCAUACCACGACCGACAUCUUGCUCCGGCCCGAGCUGGCGGCCAAAUGCACGCGACCGUUCACUCCGGCCAACGCGACGCACGCGGCGUCUGCUCUGUGCUGCACCAGCGACAUCACCACGGAAGAAUUCACGUCUCUUUGCAGCAAGAUGGACGGGUUCAACGCGACGGCCACGACGGCCGAGGACUUCCAACAUGGGGUGCCCUUCUUCCGCACCGAGCUCUACGACACCUGUGGCCAAGUCAUGACGUUGGACAGCUACAUCGAGCUGGUUGAUUCUCUGCCGGGCCAUCGCAACUUCACGCCCGAACUGAAGACUCCUCCGGCGGCGGUGCCCAUGCCGUUCCACGGCUACACGCAGGCCCAAUAUGCGCGGGACAUGAUCGACACGUUCAUCGCGCACGGCAUCAGCCCCGCGCGCGUCUAUCCGCAGUCCUUCACGCCGGCCGACGUCUAUCUCUGGCUGAACGAGUACCCGGCGUGGGGGGCACAAGCCGUCUUCCUCGACGAGGACGGCGACGACCCGGCCAACUUCACCACCGCCGUCAAUCGUCUGCCUGCGCUCAAGGCCAGCGGGGUCAACAUCAUCUCUCCACCCAUCAACUACCUGCUGGCCGUGGGCGGGCCGGACAACAAGACGGUCGUGCCGUCCGACUAUGCGAUUGUGGCUAAGCAGGCUGGCCUGGAAAUCAUCUCGUGGUCUUUUGAGCGUUCGGGGCCGCUGACCCGCGUCCUGGCUGAUGAUGAUUAUUACUAUUCCUCCGUGGCUCCGAUCAUGCAUUACGACGGCCAGAUGUACGAGGUGCUGGAUGUGCUGGGUCGUCAAAUCGGUGUCAAGGCCAUGUUCUCCGACUGGUCCGCUACCGUUACUUACUAUGCCAAUUGUUUUGGACUUAAGGGGCCGGGGCAUUAG